CUCAGAAGUGUUGUCCUGUCAUUGGUCCAAAGCGAGGAGUUUAAAUUCGAAAUUGCGACAAAUCACCAAAAGGUCGAGCAGUGUUCGAAAAAGUAUUUAUCGUGUGGAGUCCGUUACUUGCGAGAGCUAACACAAUGAGUUCAGUUCCUGUGAACGAUGAGAAUCGUGGGGUCUGCCCAGAAAGAAAGCACAGCGAAAGCGAUACAAGUUUAGAUAUCUUCUCACUGGAUCAACCGACAGGGAGACCCUCCAUUCUUCGUCAGUCUCAGGCAGAGAAUCUCCCCAACAAAUCAGUGGCGAAGGGAAUAAAGGUUUGUUUUCAGACCCCGAGAAGAGAUCCUGUCACAAAAAGAAUAGUUUCUCCCACAAAAUCCCUGAAAAUGACAAGUCUGGAUGAGUGUACCAAAGCCCUUGAGGCGUUGCAGUUGUCAACCACUUUACAGACUCAGGAAAGCACGGGGACAUUGGAUGGACCACAAUCAGAUUUUACAGAUGCGUUGCCUUUUCCUAAUGAGGACAUGCCCAUCCAGAGCAAAGGCGGUUAUCAGCUGGAUUUUGACAACCUCGACGCCAUGAACCCCUUCCAAGGAGCUCCUCAAAUGAUCCCCUCUCCUCCAAGGCCUUGCGAAUCAGUCGAGGAACCCAUGCCUGCAGUACAGAAUGAACUGGCCACCGGUGAUGCAUUCACUCCUGAGGAGAGAUCAGAAGAGUUUGUCACAGCGCUCGAUGAGACCCUCCCAUUCCUCCCGUCAGUGGAGAACUCCAUCGCUGACAUGUCCGGCAACAUCACCUCCACAGACAGCAGUGUGAUCGUGAUGGCUAAGAGUUCUGCCUUCGAGUUUCAAGACGUAUCAAACAGCGAGGAGGAGCCGCCUGCCGUGUCGUCCGACUGCCUCGAUCCGGACGAGGCAUUAUCUCGCUCCUCUGUCUUCGAGGAUGCUCCCCUACCCACCAAGGGUUCUUACAAUUUCGAUUUUGAUGACCUAGAUUCAGUCAACCCUUUCCAGAUGGGAGGCUCCAAAAUUCAGAAUUCUCCAGCGCUUGGCAGGAAGCUAACGUGUGAAGAUCCACCUGCUGCAGUGGAACGCCAGGAGUUGGAGGUGGGUGGUGGAAUGGAAGCUGAGGUCUUGACGAUGUCUCAGCCAAUCGUAGAGACCCCUGUCCUUCCAGAGAAGCAGGAAAUGGAAGCUGAGGUCUUGACGGUUUCUCAGCCAAUCGUAGAGACCCCUGUCCUUCCAGAGAAGCAGGAAAUGGAAGCUGAGGUCUUGACGGUUUCUCAGCCAAUCGUAGAGACCCCUGUCCUUCCAGAGAAGCAGGAAAUGGAAGCUGAGGUCUUGACGGUGUCUCAGCCAAUCCUAGAGACCCCUGUCCUUCCAGAGAUGAAGCCCAUUGCUGCAAUGUCCCCUACUUCCAGCCAGCCACCUGCUGAAUCCCUGCUUCCUCCCAAAGAAGGCGCAGUCAAACUAGAGUUCAAUUUUGAUGAUGGAGCAGUAAAACACAAGCCUCCUCCUAAAAAGUUUGGCAAAAGACCAGCAGGCAUGAAGGCAACAGCAAAGAAGCCAGUACCUGAAAAGAAGGAUUCCGUCUCAUCUCAGAGCCCUCCAGUAAAGCAAGCGGAUGAUGCUGUUGCUGAAGUGGCAGUGCCCAAGGGCUCUUACGCCUUUGACUUUGACAAGUUGGAUGACCCCAACUAUAAUCCCUUCGGUUCGAAUGCUAAAAUGACCGACUCUCCUAAGUGUGGUGUGAUGUCCAGUCCACAGGGUAAGACACCCUCUCCAGUUGAAGAGGUUGCUACUGAGCAGAUGGAUGAGCCUGUCGAGCAAAAUACUUCAUCACCCCCAAUCGGUGUUUCUUGUGAGGGAGAUGACAGCCCAGCGACUGUCAUUCGCUUGGACACUAACCCGAAGAAGGAAAGUGAGUUUGGAAUCCCUGUAACGGAUGUGUCUACUCUUGCCAUUGGACACAUCCACCAGGGCCAUGAUCACCUGACCCAGACACAUGAGCGAUUGGACAAUGCUACUGGCUUCCUGGGAGUGAAUGACAUUGCACAGUGUCAGCAGCCCCUGCCUGGCCCUCUGAACGAUCAGGAAUCCACCAGAGAACCAGCCCAGCCUGUGCUCAGCACUCCAGAAUUUGCCCAUUUUGAACAGGCUCCAAAAAAUGGCAUGGAACCCAUGGAGGACUUUGUUCCCGGAGCAAUGUUUAUGUCGAAUGACUUUGACGGUCAGAUGGACUACCUGGAGCAGUUUGGAUCCACCACUUUCAAGGAGUCUGCACUGAGGAAACAGUCGUUGUACCUGAAGUUUGACCCCCUGCUUAGGGAGAGCCCUAAGAAGGCUGGCGGUGCUCCAGGGUUGGACAACCUCCCUCGCCCUGCUGCCUUCGCCUCCCGUAUGGAGACGAACCGUUCCGGCGCCAAGGAAAGCAUGAGCGUCCCGAAAAUGGAUGACUUCAGGUUUUCAGGCAUUCCAGCACAAAGCGCUCCUCUGCUAGAGAGUCUGGCCCCUGCCUUCUCCCAGCCCAGUAGCGAGGAUGCCAUCAUUGAAGUGCUGAAGUACAGUCAGAAGGACAUGGAUGAUGCCAUCGCGAGGGUCGAGGCACGGGAACAGGAGAAGGAGAAGCAGUGGGUGGCCAAGUAUGACGAGCUGUCUCUGGAUAACCAAGAGCUGAGGAACAUUCUCUCUGGGUAUGAAACCACGAUCGUUCAGAUGAUGGCGGAGCAUCAGAAGGAGAAGGACAUGGCCCAGUCUGCCCUCUGCAAGGUUCUGCAGGAGAAGGAGCAGAUCGCCACGGAUCUGAACGACAUGGAGAGGUCCCUCUCCGACCUCUGCAAGAGACUGGACAAACACAAGGAUGCCAUUGGGGGUUAUAAAAAGAACGAGGAGGUCCUGAAGAAGUGUGCUCAGGACUACCUGGCUGAGAUCAAGAAGGUGGAACAGCGCUACCAGGCGCUGAAAGCCCACGCAGAGGAGAAGAUCAGCUUGGCCAAUGGAGAGAUCGCUGAGGUGCGCUCCAAGCUGAAGUCUGAGUCUUCUGCUCUUAAAGCUCAGCUGCGCCGAGAACAGCUGAAGGUGCAGUCGCUGGACAAGAACCUGGACCAGAAAGUGAAAGAGGUCGAGGAACUGACCAGCCUUUGUGACGAGUUGAUCGCUAAAGUCCAGAAAGGUUGAUUUUUAUUCUGUACGUGUCUUGUUUGUUCCUGUCCUUAUUUGUGUACUGUAGUUGAGGCCUUUUUUCUCCAGAACAUUGUCAGAAUAGGGCUUUGUAAAUAAAUUGUAGCUGCUUAUGGAGAUCAAGCGGUGCCAGUAUUUGAUUUGCUCUUGCCUCUAAAUCCAUGUUUGUUGUUAGAUGUUUUCCUCAUCUUCUGAUCCAUACUGUUUUAUAGUAAUUAAUUAAACUUUCACUUUCA
Messenger RNA from Osmerus eperlanus (European smelt), 3409 nucleotides. RefSeq names its product transforming, acidic coiled-coil containing protein 3 (gene tacc3). Gene Ontology annotation, cellular component: cytoplasm. Gene Ontology annotation, biological process: cell population proliferation; mitotic spindle organization; cerebral cortex development. The record is from RefSeq and is a predicted model, not a curated record. The transcript is spliced from 15 exons. The coding region runs from base 135 to 3170 and encodes 1011 amino acids. NCBI's taxonomy places the organism in Eukaryota, Metazoa, Chordata, Actinopteri, Osmeriformes, Osmeridae.